UGAUCUUUAAUACUACAUUCCAUCGCUGAAAAAACUUCACAAAACAACUUGUAGAAGCUUCCUCGAGACCUCAACAUAUACUUUGUCUUCGUCCGAAUCUGUCUUCCCCUGUUUUUUACACUCUGUUUUUUUUUUUUAUUCUUUCUUUUUUUUUUCUUCUCUCCGACACGUUUCAAGUUUAAAGGAUAGACUCAGAACAAUCCUAUGACUCACAUUUUUUUCUUUUACUUUUCGUCGCUAUGUCUAAAUAUUUUGUUUGGUAUCAAUGUUAAGUGCUAUGUCUAAAUAUAGAUAUAACAAAACAUACUGUUUCACUUGAAUUAACUGUUUCUUCAUCGUUACGAUUCUAACACACCACUUUGGUUGCUCUGUUUUUAGCUAAAACAAAACCAACUUUUUUGUUCUUUUCCCUUUCAAAAGAGAAAGGUUUUGAUUUCUAUUCUUCAUUACCUUGGAUCGAUCUUUUUCUAAGAUCCAAAAUCAGAGAUGGGUCUUUGUGUUUGCAAUCGUUGACAAAUAGGUCAAUUGGCUUUUAAUGGCCUCGUUACGAACUAGCUUCGGAUGUGUCCUUAGAGAUCGCAACCAACGGCAGGACGACGUCGUUUUCAAGAAGAAUCUGAAAGCUCUAGUCAAAGCUGCUCCUCCGGAGAUCUCCGACGAGGGUUCCCAGAACAGAGUCGAUUCUUUGAUCGGGAACAAGCGGAAAAAGAACAAUAACUGUCGUCUUGGAUCGCCGGAGAAACCACGUACGAGGAAAGGGAACAACUCUUCGGACAGUCCUGGAGGAGCUUCUUCUCUUGUGCAGAUAUGGGAGGCGAGGCUGAACCGAUCAAACGGUCGAUCAACAGAGAGCAACAGCUCAGAAGCGAGCGUUCAAGAAAUCCACAUUCCGGAUCCACCCAUCGACGGCGAGUCUGAGUCGGAGAACGAGUCGAAGAGUCCUGAUCGGACGAAGGAGAUUGAAUCCAGGACUGUCGGUUCGGUUCCUGAUUCCGGUGAGAGCAAAUGGGGCCGAGUCGGUGAAAUGAUCCGGAGGUUGAGUAACGAACAGAAGCUAACUCCUCGAGAUAAUGUCGGUGCCGUCGACUCGCCGAAGACGACGGAGCAAAGGAGUUGUCCGGUGGUUACUUGUUCGCCACGAAUCCGAGGACGACAAGCGUUGUCAGACUUGCUUGUGCAUAUGGUACGAGAACGCCACCGCGAAUUGGAAUCGCUUCAUGGACGCAACGCGGUUUCUAGGUUUCCUCAACGUGGUCGCCUCCAGUCAAUGCUGCGACUAAGGAGUCUCAAACGUGGUCUAGCGAUUCAAGAUCGUCAUCGUGGUAGCACGAAAGGCGAUAUAAAUCGAGUCCAACCUUGUUCUAAAAUUCUUCAUCUAAGAGAAAAAUUCCGGGAUAAUGCAGCAAACGCCUCCUCUGAAGCCGAACGAAUGAAGAGUCAACAACAAUCCAUCGUAGAAACAGAGAGCAUGCGGUCAAGAGAAAUCAGUAUUAUCCCAGAUACUCCUUCCAUAAAGUAUUCAAGCCCUAAAAACCGUAACAUAGAGGAAGCAAUCUUACGCAAGAACGAAACUGAAUCAAAGAUGAGUUACCUUCAGCUGAAAGAAGCCAUCGUAGCAGAAGUUUUGAAAAGAAAAUCUGAUAACAUUAGCCCUAUGAUCACAAGUGUAACUCAUCAAGAACCGCGGAUACUAGGCAACGAGGUAAAGGACAAGGUUGAAAGCGGUAAGCAUGGAACUCAAAAAGAGACUCCGUUCCUUGAGAGACAAGAAACCUCGUUCCAAAACAGAUGGGAAGAGCAAGAAGUGUAUGAGGAUGAGCAGUCUUAUUACGGAGACAUGAGCAAUGACUGGUUUACAGAAAUAUCUCGGCCUCGGACUUAUUGGGAAGAUCUGAGGAAAUCUCGGUAUCUGGAAGUGAUGAACACUAGAUCUGACAAAGACGAUAUAUGUAGACUUCUCGAGAGAGGAACAGUUUCGGGUUUCCUCCAGAGCGGACUACGAGAGAAGAUCGAUAAGCUCAUAAUGUCCCGUGUACAGACACAACCAGCUCAGCGGAUUGAAGAAGCUGGUAAAGAAGAAGAGAAAGGUGAAGACAGAGAUGACUUGAGCCAAUCAUCAUCGCAGAUAUUUGCACCGUCUCCGGCAGGAUCAUGGAGUUCUCAGGACAUAGGAGUUAGUACUCCAACACCUAUGCACACCUAUGCACCAUCUUCAGCACCUUCAACACCUAUGCACAAUCUUCAUUCCAAUGAGAUGGAGAUUAUAAGUGAAUUGAGAUCAAGCAUUUUACAGCUCCAACAAGAAAUGUCUGAGCUAAGAGACUCUGGCAAAACGUGUUUGGACGUAAACGCCGGACUUCAAAAGUCAGUUCACCUUGAAAAUCCCUUGAAACGCAAAUGCUGCGUUUGUAACGAAACCCAAAUUGAAACACUUCUAUACAGAUGCGGGCACAUGUGUACAUGCAUGAGAUGCGCAAACGAACUAAAAUAUAAUGGCGGGAAAUGCCCGAUUUGCUGUGCCAAGAUUCUAGACGUCGUUCGCGUUUUCGUCGAUUCAAGAACCUGAAAAUUUUAUAAAACCAAACGGUUCAACAAGAUAACGAUACUUUACUUUACCUAUGAUACGUUUUUCUUCUACUAAUCCAUCUGUUUGCUGUCACGUUUGACCGGAGCGUGUUUGCGUUUUGGAUCUGCGUCCGAGAUUCAUAUAUAUGUUUUUCUAUGUAUGUGAAUUACUAACCGAACUCUCAUUUUUUUUUUUUUUUGUUGGCGUUGAAGUUUUCUUCUUGUAAAGAUAAUCUUAUCUACAUAUGCCUCCUUUCACUUUCCUACCAUCAAGUUGGCACAGGAUUUGUAGAAUGUACGAGGUUUUAGUACUUGCCGUUUAUUUUCUAUUUUGUGUAAUGUACCAAUCUUAAAAUAAUGAAGGAAAAAAUUUGGUACC
This is a messenger RNA of Camelina sativa (false flax), 2944 nucleotides long. RefSeq lists its product as uncharacterized. The record is from RefSeq and is a predicted model, not a curated record. NCBI's taxonomy places the organism in Eukaryota, Viridiplantae, Streptophyta, Magnoliopsida, Brassicales, Brassicaceae.